Molecule: messenger RNA, 1554 nt
Organism: Magnusiomyces paraingens
Lineage: Eukaryota; Fungi; Ascomycota; Dipodascomycetes; Dipodascales; Dipodascaceae
Exons: 1
Coding region: 1-1554 (517 amino acids)
Biological process (GO): protein targeting to membrane; peptidyl-L-cysteine S-palmitoylation
Cellular component (GO): endoplasmic reticulum; Golgi apparatus
Molecular function (GO): protein-cysteine S-palmitoyltransferase activity
Source: RefSeq, a predicted model, not a curated record
AUGAAAUGCGAUAACCUCAAGCCUAAGCUCCAUAGAGCCCCUGCUUUGAUCCUUGUCGGCAUCAUAGGUUAUGCCCUUUAUGCCUUUUGCUAUGUCUAUGCUUAUACCCUAAUCUACCGUCAUCAUUCUCAAGGAACUGGAAUCACUCUUAUAGUCCUGCUUUCCUUUUUCCUCUUCCUCGUCAUCAUAGACUGGGCUUGUAUCUUGUUUCUGGGGCCUGGCAGAGCCACCCCUCAAAUACCUUACAACUUGUCUAACCAUUCUACAGACCCACAUCUUUUUUCUCAAGACCUACAACCACCUCCACCAGAUGUCUUCAUCUGUGACCCUGAUGGCUUCCCUCUUUGGUGCUCCCAUUGCCAAUCUAUUAAAACAGACAGAGUCCACCACUCUGCAGAACUCGGCUACUGUGUAGACAAAAUGGACCAUAUGUGCCACUGGCUUGGCACAGUCAUUGGUCGUCGAAAUAUGCGCUUUUUCAUGCUUCUACAACUCCAUUUCUUCAUGGCAAUCAUCAUUGUUCUCUCAUCAGUCCCAAUAUACAUCCGCGACCUCUUCAAAACUCAAUCCGUCGCACACCGUGUCCAAAUCUGCGUCCUCAUGGGAAUUGCCGGCUUUUGGGCUAUCCUCCUUAUCCCAUUUAUGAUUACAAAUUGUCAAUAUGUCGUUGAAAAUACAACCACUAUUGAACGUCUACGUUACUACAAACGUAACCCUCAAUACCCAAUCUUUAACAUUCGUAUGCCCCCAAGUUUCACUGUACAACAAUCCGGCAUUCAUCAUCCCAAUGGUAUCCGCAUUGUUUCACGAUUAAGACUUGGAGAUCCAAGGCCUUACGAUACCGGUUCCCGCUGGGAAAAUUGGAAAGAAACAUUUGGCCCUUCACCUAUUCGUUGGGUCUUACCUCUCCCAUACUUAAAGUUUCAAAAUCGGUCUUUGUCCUCUAACUUUGAUACACGAGAAAAGGAGAAAAAUAAUAAUAACAAUAAUAAUAAUGAUAAUAAUAAAUCAAUCUUGGGUACUUAUGGUACAACUAACAAUCAAUCAUUACCACCACAAUUACAAUCACAAUCACAAUCAUCAAAAUUUACAGUUGCACAUAACCCAAAACUUAUUGAGUUAAUGAUAGACCGAUUCCUCAAAGGUGAAGAGGGAUUCUACGCCUAUCCCUUUCUUCAAGGUUUACAAAAUGACUCGUUGGAUCAAUCACAACACCCCAACUCGAGCAUUACAUCACCAGUAACCCCUGAAAAUUCAACAACACAACCAACAACAACAACAACAACUUCAAGACGCCUGCAGGUAUCUACCACGUCAAUCCCGCAUUCAUCAACGACUGGAAGACCCCCUGAAGAUGCUGAUAGAAAUCACCAUGAAUUAGAAGAAGAAGAAGAAGAAGAAGAAGAAAAAAAAAAAACUGCUAUACAAACACCACCAACUCCAAUUUAUUCAACAUCCCCUGAUAGAAACUCACCCCUGGAGUCUUUGCAGCCCAAGGCAUCAGACCUUGUGGACUCCUCCAUACACACAGACACUGCCGCCUUAAUACGAUAA